AUGGCUGGAGCUGGCAGGGGCGAGGGGAGAGGCCCAGGAGUGGGCAAACUGGAAUCGCAGAUCUAUUGUAUAAAAUACACACUGUUUUGCUUCAACGUCGUAUUGUGGAUAUUCGGUGUUUCAAUAUUCGCUCUUUGUCUUUGGAUCUGCAUUGAGCCUGGUUUCAAUGAAUGGAUGCGCAUUCUGGAGCUGCAGAAGUACUUCAUUGGUGUCUACAUUAUCCUCAUUGGUUCUCUGGUUAUCAUGGUCGUCGCCUUCCUCGGAUGCGGUGCAGCAUUGAUGGAAAAUGUCUUGCUACUAUAUGCGUACAUAGGAUCACAAAUAGCAACAUUUGUAUUAGGUCUAGUUGGAGCCUGUGUUGUUCUCGACUUUUCCACCUACGACUCGAGCAUUCAGCCUCUGAUCAGAGAUGUGACCAUGAGGCUGAUGAACAACCCACAACACGAGGGCAGUCGCGAAAUUCUCAGAAUGGUUCAGGAAGGAAUUGGUUGCUGUGGAGCUGACGGUCCCAUGGACUUUAUCAACAUGAACAAACCACUGCCCGCUGAAUGCCGAGACUCUGUCACUGGCAAUGCUUACUUCCACGGCUGCGUUGAUGAGCUCACCUGGUAUCUUGAAGGCAAGACUGGCUGGUUGGCUGGCAUUGUGCUGGCUUCCUGCAUGAUUGCUGUCGUGAAUGCCGUCAUGUCCCUGGUCCUCAUCCAAGCCGUCAAGAAGGAAGAAGACGAAGCAACGAUGUACAAAUAG
This is a messenger RNA of Spodoptera littoralis (African cotton leafworm), 747 nucleotides long. Lineage: Eukaryota; Metazoa; Arthropoda; Insecta; Lepidoptera; Noctuidae. The record is from the annotation of a GenBank genome assembly.